ACAUAUGCCAUGGUUACCUAUCUUAUAUCUAUAAAUAAAUAAACUUGAAAGAACCCGCGGCCGUGUACGGUGUAUGCGAUAAUAAUUACCCAAACUCUUGCUCUGAGGAUCUGCCUAACUACAUCCAUACUCACUCUCAAACCCAUAAACAGCUAUUCUUCUCUACAAUGGCAAGGGACAGUUGUAUGACUCGUGUGGCCGCUGGAGUCGCAGUCGGCGGUGCCGUUGGUGGCGCUGUUGGCGCUGUAUAUGGGACUUAUGAGGCUAUUAGGUAUAAGGUUCCGGGAUUACUGAAGAUUAGGUAUAUUGGACAAACGACACUUGGUAGUGCAGCUAUUUUUGGUCUCUUUUUGGGUGCUGGGAGCUUAAUACACUGCGGGAAGUCCUAUUAAGCUCUUCUCUUUCCUUUCAUUUUGGUGUACUAAAAUUAUAUCAAAUGUUCUGGUAAAAAAAUUUCUGGUUUCUACUUCAAUAUCACAUCUCAAGUAUACAGAUGUUGAACCAGGGUGAUCAUUUGCUUCCAUGUGAUCUGCUGUUUUUAUUGGCGUUUGCUUAAUUUCAUAGCCAUUUAUGUUGCUUAUAUUUUUCUCUUGUUGCUGAGAUAUAUUACUUUCAGACAUGCAUUGUGAAAUUUUGGCUGCAUUUGUUCGUCAAAUUCUUAAGGCUGUGUUGAAAACACUCAACAUGGCCUGGCUGGUGCAUUGGCCUCGCUGUUGUUUACACCAAUAUGUGAUUGCUCAUUGGAAGAAUAACGCUCACUUUUUCA
Molecule: messenger RNA, 766 nt
Organism: Humulus lupulus (European hop)
Lineage: Eukaryota; Viridiplantae; Streptophyta; Magnoliopsida; Rosales; Cannabaceae
Exons: 3
Coding region: 168-392 (74 amino acids)
Biological process (GO): protein import into mitochondrial matrix; protein insertion into mitochondrial inner membrane
Cellular component (GO): TIM23 mitochondrial import inner membrane translocase complex
Source: RefSeq, a predicted model, not a curated record